This is a messenger RNA of Chara braunii, 1271 nucleotides long. The record is from the annotation of a GenBank genome assembly. Lineage: Eukaryota; Viridiplantae; Streptophyta; Charophyceae; Charales; Characeae.
UGGAAGCAAUGGCCAAAAAACCAGAGUGAGUAUAUGGUUCCCGAUGAUAAGCUUGUAGGCAGAUGUUAGUAGCAGCGAUGCCACACAGAUUCGGUGGAGGCCGGUCAGGGGGAUUUUCUACAGAAUCUCUUACAGGCCCCUUGCCAAGUUCAUCCUCGGGCGGUCCCUCGCCAUCAGCCCUCCUAUUUUGUGUUAGCCGCGUUGCAGAAAGAUCUACAGUCGAAGAGCGUUGCAGGCAUGGUAAGGACGCUUGGGGCGGCAAAAGACGGGGACGGGAUGUUGGGGAGGGGCGUGGUGGGGAGAAUGAACGGGUUCUUCUUCGUCCAAGAAUAGAGAUGGAGGAAAGGGGAGUAAGAGGGGUAGCGGAUGGAGACAAAAUCAGGGGAGGUAGGAGUGGUGAAGACAGCGGCGGUACAGUAGUCGGAAGGUGGGUAACAAACGGAGAUAAAACCAGGGGAAGUAAAGGCGGUGAAGAUGGGAAGGAUGAAGUCAGGGGUGGUGAAGUGGCUGAAGCGGACACAAGGGGCGCAGUCGCAGGUGAGACCCGAAGAGGGGACUCUGCAGGUGGUAAUGCAGGCAUGGCCACAGAUGCCAUGGAGGAGCACACCAAGACCGAGGGCAGCACAGCAGCUGUGGUGGCCACGGAUGCUAUGGAGGAACACACCGAGACCAAGGGCGACGCAGCAUCCGCGAUGGCCACGGAUGCCAUGGAGGAACACACCGAGACCAACGGCGACACAGCAGCUGCGGGUCGAGUUGCUCUCGCGGAAUCAAUCGUAGAAGCAACCAAGGCCAAUGGGGAAGAGGCUGCGAACCGAAAAGGGGUAGCCAGGGUCACAAACGGCAUGGAAGGGGUCAUUACGACUGAUGAGGACGUAGGUGCAGCAGAUGCAGGUAAUGAAGAAGAGGCUGUGAUAGGUGUGACAGGCGUCGGUAAUGAAGAAGGGGCUGUGACAGGUGUAGUCCGAGGACAGUGUGUGGACACCCGAGAAAGCGGGUGAUGAAUAGACCAUCGAAGCAUGCUGCGGAACCAGCUGGAGAGGCGGGUCACGUGGGCAGGGUACCUGUGUUGACGUUUACGAAUAUAGGAAGUCCAUCCUUUCGCAAGCGUUGUUGGAGAGUGCCCGCAAAAAAGCAUACGGCGUGUGAGCAUCGCUGCUGCAGUUUUGAAGUCAUACCAGUUGUUGCAGACAUACUCGAACCUAGUAAGCUGGCCUGUAAACACUCCCGCCGGCUGGUGUGCAGGGACAUUAGACGUAGCACUAGGAUAA